Wallemia mellicola CBS 633.66 is the source of this 6104-nucleotide messenger RNA. RefSeq names its product kinesin-domain-containing protein. Gene Ontology annotation, molecular function: microtubule motor activity; ATP binding; microtubule binding. Lineage: Eukaryota; Fungi; Basidiomycota; Wallemiomycetes; Wallemiales; Wallemiaceae. The transcript is spliced from 5 exons. Gene Ontology annotation, biological process: mitotic spindle organization; microtubule-based movement. Bases 991 to 5979 code for a protein of 1662 amino acids. The record is from RefSeq and is a predicted model, not a curated record.
CUAACUGUUCGACAUCUUUAGUUGCAGACUGUUUUAACUUUGUCUCUGAUAAACCGAUAACGAGAUCAGGGAGUUCAUCGACCGAUUUAUUCUUUGUCGGGAGUUCUACUAACAUUGAUAAACUGAUUGAGGGAGUUGUGACGUUCUCCUUAAUAGGGGGUGGAAGUGAUUUUGUGGGGUUACGCUCAGCGUAUCUCCUUUGACGCUCCUCUUCCUGGCGCUCACGAGCGAGUUCAGCAAGAGCUUGUAAACGACGUCUACGAUCGUAUUGUGCAUCUCUGCCGCGGUAUACUGGAGGCCAGAAUCUGCUUCUUGUUCGAGAAAAACGUGCAAGCUGUGCAGAAGCAUUAUACCAGCUGGGGUUUGGGAGAUAGCUAUCGCUAUCAGAUUCAGGCUGAUCAGAAGGGUUUAAUGAAGAUAUCAUCUCCUGUGGAACUGAUAAAGUGGCUGCGAAUGGCUAGUGUGGGGUUAAAAGACGCCGGCGAAAUGAGCGGAUAGACGUACGCGCUGUUUAUCGAAUUGAACGGUAGUGUCUCUGUCUAAAUAAACUUCAAACAAUUCAGGCUUUUUACCUAAUUGUCCUAGGUUCUCCAUUUCGCUACCCUCGUUGUUUGAGUUCAUGUGACCGUUGAAGAACGGGAAUAGACCGGUCUGGGGUGGAUAAUCCAAACCUAAAACCAUAGCACGUCUGCGUAUAUACCAAGUACGGGCUACAACAGCCGAUGAUACAACCAAGAGUAGACAGAUUAUUAACAGAAAUACGACGAUAUAGAGCUUUGGGUUCUAUGGGAGAUUAGGAGAGAUGACGAUAGAUUGACUAGUAAGACUACUAACAGGUUUAUCACCAUUAUCGUCACUAUCGUCUGUUAUUUGCCUUGUAAAUAUUUUAUUCAUUUGUUCAUCCCGUCGUCGAGAAAGUAAGAAGCGAAGCAACUUGGAGUACUACAGCGAUCGCGAAAUACCGAAAUAUAUGCAAAAGACUAACUAGAUAUGUCUCCAAGGAAUAAACAAUCUAACGCGCUCACUUCCGUUAAAGUCACGGUUAGGAUACGCCCAUCUACAUCUCAAGACAAUAAUUCUAUACCAACGAGAUGGCAGAAGACUGUAGUACAGCCAUCUUCUACUAAUACCGUAAAUAUAGACGGUUCUAGCUUCUCUUUUGAUAGAGUACACGGACCCUCUGAUACGCAGGACGUCGUUUAUAACGAUAACGUAGAGAAAUUAGUCGAAAGUUUCAUAGACGGCUAUAACGUAACAGUUUUGGCCUACGGUCAGACAAGUUCAGGUAAAUCCUAUACCAUGGGUACAAGCAUUUCUGAUGAUAAUCAAGAUACCACGAUAUCACACACAACCGGUAUUGUCCCUAGAGCUGUCAAUCAAAUAUUCCGCUCCCUCGAUGCAAAAACAGUCGACUACUCAAUCAAGAACUCCUUCGUUGAGAUCUACAAUGAGGAUCUUAUCGAUUUAUUGGGCGCAGACAAAACCAGCUAUGGCAGUGGUAUAGAAAAGACCCCGGUGACUAUUAGAGAAGCCAGCAAUGGUACCAUCAUCUGGUCAGGUCUUAGAGAACCACAAGUAAAUAGCUCAACGGACGUACUCAAGAACUUGCGUCAGGGUUCAAAUGUCCGUCAAACCAACGAGACUGAAAUGAAUGCGCAAUCUUCACGUAGUCACGCUAUCUUCUCCUUAACGUUGACCCAAAAGAAAUAUGUCGGUCCAGGAACUCCACCAGCAGCGCCUUCUACCCCACGUUUAAGGCCUGUAUCAGGUAUAGCCCAGAGAGUCACUUCACCUACAUUCGGCAGACCUUCUACACCUACUUCCUUCAAAUCUGGUUUACGACCACCGUCAAGUUUGGGAGCAAGAUCACCAUCACCAUCAUUCGGUAAACGGGUAGAUGAUGAUGACGAUGAUGAGAAUUACGUGACGAUCACUUCUAAGUUCCAUUUUGUCGAUUUGGCCGGUUCUGAGAGAUUAAAGAGAACGGCUGCUCAAGGUGCUAGAGCUAGUGAAGCAAUUUCAAUCAACUCUGGUCUUUUAGCUCUUGGUAAUGUUAUUAGUGCAUUAGGCGACCCUUCAAAAGCAAGAGCAAAAACUUAUAUACCAUAUAGAGAUUCAAAACUCACGCGACUUUUACAAGACAGUCUAGGAGGUAAUGCCCAAACCGCGAUGAUUGCAUGUGUCAGUCCAGCAGAAUACAAUACUAAUGAAACUAUAAAUACGCUCAAAUAUGCAAACAGAGCAAGAAAUAUCAAAAACAAAGCUGAAGUAAAUCAAGUUGAAGCCGGUUGGGAAAAUAUAGAAUGGCUUCAGAAUACCGUAACAAAGUUAAGAAAAGAUGUUAAUGCUUUAAAAUCUGGUAAAAUACCACUCUCAAGUUCACUCGAUGAUGUUAAAUCUAAAGAAGAAGUUGAAAAUUUAGAAAAUAAAUACGAAGAGUCUACCUCAGAAUUAGAGAGAUUAAGAAUGCAAUUAUCAAAUGCUCAGUCUGAGGGGUCACAAAAUGUUCAACAGAAGGCCAGCUCUUUCGCUGAAAUGGUCGCACCAGUCAUUGAGGAAUAUGAACGUACAAUCAAUACCUUAGAAUCAGAACUCAAGCUUACUAAAGCUGCGGUUAAUCAUACCAAUAUGGUUUACACUGAAAGAGAGAAUGAGUUUGAUGAACUCGUCGAAAAGGAAUCAAAGAAUACCACCGUAAUUGAGGAUUUACAUGCAAGAUUACAAAAGUUGUUGACAAGAGAGUCAACUACUGAGGCGUAUGUCAAAGAUUUGGAAGGUCAAUUGAAGUCAUUGACAGAUGGCGAUGAUAACUCUGCUGCUGCUUUGAUUGAUGUUCGAAAGGACCUUACCAAGCAUCGUGAAAUGGAAUCAAAGAAUGAGCAAUACAUCCGUGACUUAGAGAGCAAAUUGAGCAACGCUGAGCAAGUGAAUGUUGAGCUUGUUUCACAAAUCGAGAAACUCGAAAAGGAUGCUCGUGAACGUGAUGAGCAACUUGAGCAACUUAAAGAGCGUCUCAACUUGUACAACGAUAGUGAUGACAAGAACGCUCUCCUCACUGCAAUUGACGAGGGUAACUCCAAACAUACCCACCUUGAAACCAGAUUAGGUGAACUUAUGACAGAAAGGGUGAAGAUACUCGAAGAGUCUGAGUCACUCAAGAAGAGCGCUGAGCAGGAAGGCGCCGCCAGAAAUGAAGCUAUCAAGCGCCUCGAAGAGGUAGAGUCUGAGAAGAGCAAGCUUGCUACAGCUCUCAAGUUGGAAGGUGGAAAGGUCAACACUAACGGUGUUAGGGAGAUAACCCCUCCAAAUACACCUGAGCAACACGAAUCGAAGAAUGAACAGAUCAUUCAAUCAGAGUUGAUUGAAUUGAGAGGAGAGUUACAGAAGAUACAACUUAUGCACAAAAAGACUCUCAAUGAGUUGGAAUCUGUUCAAUCAAGAUACCGUGACGCUUUGAAAGAGAUUGGUGAAUUGACUGGUCAUAUAGAGGAGAACAAAGUUAUGGGUAUGAAUGAGGAUGGAGUGAUUGCAACUGGUCCACAACCUACUACCCAUAUAGUUGACCAAUCCACUGGUAAACUGAGAAGAAAGUUAUCAUUUGAAUCAGGUGGUAUUGCUCUUCAAUCAAACUCAACUAAAGAUGGUAGAAGGAAUAGUUUGAAUAUACCACGUAGAAAUUCAAUGCAAAACCUUCAAUCACCAACCAAUUUGGCCAGAACUUCGGCUUUUUUUGGUCGACAGCCCCUGGCAACAUCGCCAGGAGGGACAAGUCCAACAACCCCAAUAACGACUCACCAACCAUCAACACCAACAGGAACAGGAAUAAAUCAUCAGAAUGGACACGUGCGUACACCUUCUUUAUUAUUAUCACAGGACUUGUCCUCACAUCGUCGAUCGCGUUCGAGUUGGGCAGGUCCUCCUUCACCAGGGGGUGUCAGUCCUCGCUUGAGCUUGAAUAAUUUACAAGUACAACAACCUACUAGAUCAGUUGAGAGUUUGGAAAGAGAAAUUCAGACAUUACAAAAGACGCUCAAGGAUAGAGAUGAUGAGAUUAACAUUCUCGAGAAGGAAAUACCUCAAUUAAGAACUGCUGACGCUGAAAAGAGUGCUAAAGGUGAUGAAAAAGAUGACGCUAAGGCUGUUGAUAUUAAAGAGGAGCAUAUAUCACGUUACAAUGAACUAAUGAGCUCAAUGGCAAUCAAGGAAUCUGCUCACAGCGAACAUAUUGAAAGAUUGAAAUCAUCUUACGAGCUUGAAAAACGUCAGAAUGAAGAUCUCAAGUCACUCACCAAGAUACAAAUCACGAACAUGUCGAUGGAGGUUGAAGCAUAUAGGAACAAGCUUGACGAGCGUGAAGAGGAGCUCAAGAAAUUAGAGGAACAACUUGAAGAAAAUGAGAAAGAGUUUAUCACAGCUAAGAAAACACUUACAGAUUCUCACUUAAUUGAGCUCGCAAGCUUGAAAGCUCAGCAUGAAGAAGUGAUCUACAAUAACAACUUGGAAUAUGAGAAAACUAUCAACGAGAUUAAGAAUGAUGGUGAAAAAACUGAAGAAAAGGAAGUUGAACGUAACAACGUCAUUGAAAAAAUAAAGAUAUCUCACGAAAGCUCCCUUGAGGGAAUCAAGAAGGAAUAUGAGCAAGUAGUGAAUGUACUGAAAUCAUCUAAUGAAACUCUCAUCAAGGAGAUUGAAGAGGUUAAGAACAAAAUGGCAUCUAAUCAUGAAGAGAAUAUUAAUGACAUACGUAGAAAACACAAAGAAGAGGUUGAAAGAGCAUCUACUCUGGCUAGUGAUGCUCAAAGGGAGUUACAUGACGAACAUGCAAAAACUAUUGGAAACCUCAAGCUUGAACAUGAUGAGAAUGUCAGCAACACACGUGAUGGUGUUAGACAGGAAUUAGAGGAAGGACACACAAGCAAACUUCGCGCGCUUGAAGAGGAAUUAUUACGCGUUAAGGGUCACUUACAAGGACACGAAGUUGAGAAUAGCAAACUCAAAGAAACACUCUCAGGCGUGGAGAUGGAGAGAGACGAGCUCGCUACUAAGCGUUAUGAAAGUGGUGGUGGCUAUGAUGAAACAUCCAUGUUGAAAGCUCAAUUGGAAACCCAAAAACAGAAAUCUGAAUCAGAUCAGAAGGAGUUCGCCAAAGCGCUUGAAACGAUGAAAGAGUUGGAGAAGACUAUGGAAAGUGCAUGCUUAGACAGAGACAAUCUCCAGAAUCGCGUCAAUGACUACGAAACUCGCAACAAUUCUUAUGAGUAUCAGCAGCUCGAGUUGACAAGAUCGAAGGAGGAAAUAUCAGAACUAACACAGGAGAAGCUUCGUUUAGAGAGUGCUCUUAGGGAUUACGAGACUGUUAGAGUUAAAGACAAUGAGUUACAGUCACCGGUGUUGAUUGAUGCUGCUCCUAAAUCCCCACGUCUUUCCCGUGGUAACUCAGGAGGUUCGAAUGUACCUCCACCUACACCACCACCGUCGAUUCCGCCACCACCACCACCUCAAAAUGGAAAACAAAGGCAGUCGUCCUCAUCACGUCCAGAAAGUGCAACUAGCAUGCGUUCACAAUCUGAUAUGUACCCUGAUACGAACAAGCAGCUGGAAGAGGCUGAGCAGCAGAUUAAGACGCUCACAAAGCAGCUUGAUCAUUGUGAAGCUGAUCUUCAAGCUAAUAUCGAUUUAGUACAAACUCUCGAGAAUGCCUUGAUGGAUUCUGAAAGGUCACUCAGGAAAGCACGCGUUAACAUGAACGAUCUCGUAAAAGAUCGCGACGUUGCUACCAGUGAAGUCAACAAACUUCGUCAAGAGAUAGAUUCGAAGCAGCAAGAAAUAGACAGCACUCGUAAUAGUGUUGUUGAAGAGAGGAGACAAUCUGCUAUGAAACUUGACCAAGAGAGGGCCCAAAGGGAUAGAGCUAGAGCUCAACUUGAGCAACGUGUAGAAGAUAUGCAAAAGAGAAAGAGCAAAUUGCGUUGCUUCUAAUCUCAUACACUGACUCAACCAUCUCGAUGUACAAACACGAUUUUUCUACUUUAUAUUCUAUUGUAUUAUAUCUCUUUUUUCCCUUCCCUUCUAGACUGUCUAAACGUUAUACAUGGGUAUUCUUC